This is a messenger RNA of Cydia pomonella (codling moth), 7248 nucleotides long. Its product is annotated as nonsense-mediated mRNA decay factor SMG7-like. The coding region runs from base 137 to 3541 and encodes 1134 amino acids. Gene Ontology annotation, molecular function: telomerase RNA binding; protein binding; telomeric repeat DNA binding. Gene Ontology annotation, biological process: nuclear-transcribed mRNA catabolic process, nonsense-mediated decay. NCBI's taxonomy places the organism in Eukaryota, Metazoa, Arthropoda, Insecta, Lepidoptera, Tortricidae. The record is from RefSeq and is a predicted model, not a curated record. Gene Ontology annotation, cellular component: telomerase holoenzyme complex. The transcript is spliced from 20 exons.
ACAGACACUUUUGACGUAAAUGCAUGGAAGUCGAUUGUUUUUAGAUAACAUUUUUUUACCUUAACCGUUCCGCGUUAUAUAUUCGUUUUAUUUUUUGAUGCAGUGAUACAUUUUGAGGCUUCUAGCCUCCACAAUUAUGGUUCUCAACGCCGCUGUACAGAUGUUGAGGGAGGCGGAGGAGCUGAAGCAAAACAUUUUGAAAUUCAAAAGUGAGACAUCCAUGCUGCAGGAGCGCAAUCUUUGGUCGCUGCAGCAACAGCUUCAAAAGAUCUACCAAAAAGUUCUGGUCCUGGACCUGGACUAUGCCCUGGAUAAAAAAGUCGAGCAGGACCUUUGGAACGUUGGCUUCAAGCAGCAGAUUGAGGCUCUGCAGUCGAUUUCUAAAGAUAGAAAGAGCCCGCUCCGGAGCGAGGGCGCCGCCAUGCUGUCGUGGGUGCUGCAAGCCGCCGCCGGCUUCUACCUGUGUCUGUUGCACCAGAUAUGCACUGCUUUUAAACUGGACCUACCAUUUAGACGUCGGGCCUCCCUUCUGGGCUGGGUGGAGGGCUGGAGCCCCGCCCCCGCCCCCGCGGGUCCCAAGCUCCCUCCCCCCGCAGCGGCGCGCUACAUAUGCCAACACUGCCUAGUGCAUCUAGGUGACCUGGCACGGUACAGGCAGCAGCCUAGGGUGGCUUAUACUUUUUACAGGCACGCGUUGGUGGUCUCCCCCCACUCCGGCCAGCCGUACAACCAGCUGGCGCUGCUGGCGCGCCGCCGCGGGCGCCGCCUGGGCGCCAUCUACUGGCACGUGCGCGCCAUCCUGGUGCGCGCGCCAUUCCCGCCGGCGCCCAUCAACCUGACCAGGACGCUGCAGGACGCGGCCGGCCAAGUAGCUCCGGCAGCGCCUGCCCUCCUCCCCGGACGCACUACAGCCUGCCCGGCAUUCGCCCCGCCGCGCGACGCGCACGCUUACGUCACGCUGUUAAUACGCGCCGUGCGCGACAUCCACACAGGGGAGAGAUUGAGAGCGGCAGAACAAUUAGUAGAGACCCUGAACACGGCCCUCACAUCUCUAGUGGCCACCGACAGUUUUGAAUCCAUGACUCUGAUAAAGAUGGUAUGCGUUAUAAUAUGGCUGGUCCAUACCACAACGGACGAGCUGACCGCCACGGAACAAGCGUUGAGCGACAGCGAGUCCACAGCCGCAUUGUUGAGCCAGACGCUGGCUGUGGGCACGCUUCUGGCGCUCUUACUGCCGUCGCAUACGGCUGAGAGCCCUUUAGACCGAGCGUUACCCGCACUGAAAGUGUGCCUAGAAUGGGUUCUGCAGUACCCGCAGCUGGUGCGGUCGGCGCCGUUCGCUGCGCGCCCGCAGCUCUGGCACGCGCUCGCGCACACCCUCAACAAACUGCCUAGCCAGGACAGCGACAAAUAUGACACCGUACCCCUGCCCGAGGACGAAGAGCUCCACGGCUUCCAGCCCCUCGAGCGGUCGAUGGAGCACCUCGAGUUCUGCCACCACGCCGCUUGGGACACGUAUGGGCGCAAUGUCCCUGAUGUAGAAGACGAGAAGCCAUUGGAUCAGGAUGAGCCCCACCCGUCCGUGGUGUCUCCGGACUGCCUAAGCAACGACCCCGAGCUGGAGGCCCGCGUGAGGGCGCACCGCCUGGUCGCGCUCGGGUCUCGUCUCGCCGCCAUUUCUCCCGAAAACUUUUCUGUCGCCGUCGAAAACAACACAACAACGUUCACGGCGUUGUGCCACGGCGGCGAGUUGACGCUCGUUGAGGCGUCACGCCGCGCGUCUCAAGACGCACCGCCGCCCGUCGUCAUCUCAGAGGCUGAUUUUAGGGAGAAAGUACGGGACCAGCGCGUGGGCAUCCUGAAGCCGCAAGGAUCGCUGGAGCGGGCGCGCGAGGAGCGCGCCCUGGCGACCGUCGGGGACCAAGAAUUAGAAGAGUCCGCUGCCUCCAAAGACUGCUCCGACGACAAGAAGGAGAGCCGGCGGCCGCGCGUCAACAUCGCCAUGGCGGCCAUCCUUCGCAAGCAGGAGGAGUCUUGCAAGCAAGUGAAGUUUAAGACUCCUCCUCCUGUCGCUGAGGAGACGGACGCAGACGCCGACAAAGACGCCGCCGACACCUCUCUCUUAGAACGCCCCAAAACCAUGCAACCCAGGCCCCAGAAGUCCCUAGCCCAAAUCCCCGUAGGCAGAAAAACUGGCGGCAUUCUCGCCCUUAAAGACAAAUCGGGCUACCCCCAUUUAGUUGAUAUACCUCCAGAGCCCAAACCGAAAGAGAAACAGCCCGAGAAAGAUCCGAAAGUCAUCCAACCCCCUACCCAAAAGAAUCAAGGCAAGUGGAACCAGUUUGAACAACGAGCUGGACAGAGGAACUACGGAUUGCAAAGCGCUGGUAUCAGCUAUAACCCUCAAUAUAGUCCGCAAGCCAACAUCAGGCUACCCGUCGUGAACCCGAAAGAGAUAGAUGUUCGUUCCGCGGCGCUUCAGAAACAGAACGCGCGCGGAGAUUCUAGAGAGAAAGGAUACAUAAGUAAUGAUAAACGUCAGUUCCUAAACGACCUGCCUCCUCGCUUCGCCAACCAACGUUGGGCUCAAGAAGAAGAAAACAAGUUUAGAGACGAUGAUUUCAGAGUCCAAAAUGUCCCAUUAGACGUGAACCUUUUCAAUCAGCCACCGAAUUGGCUGAGUAUGCCACCGCCUUUGCUCCCGUCCCAACUAGCUUCGAUCCAACCUCCUCUUAUGUCCCAAAUGGGACAGAUACCCAGUCAAAGACCGGGACAGAUAGGACAGAUGUCCCACCCAAAUCAAAUGCAGUAUCCACCACCCAUGUCCAAUUUAAUUCCCAAUUAUUGGAAGUCUGAUUAUCCACAGACUUCGAGUGGGAAUCUUACGCAGUUCUACCCGAGCACAUUCGGUCAGCUCACUCAAAUACCCCAGACACGUAAGCCGGAUCAGAACUUCAUCAGACCAACUGCGAUAGGUCAAAUGCCUAGACAUAUUUCUCCUCCAGGCUACAAUAUGCCUGGUCUAGCUUUCUUUGACCAGUACAAUCCUGUCCAGCAGACGAGGAACUACCUUGGUGAAGGGUCGUUGCAGAGUAAUAGAAGUUACUUGGAAGAGAAAUCUUACCAGCCUUUGGAUAUGGGGAGGCAUGGGCCGCUGGAUUUGAUUACCCCCUUACCAGGGUAUGAGAGACGCAUGGAAGACAGGCCGCAGAAGGUCCAAGAGUCUACUCCGAGCCCUCUGGACUUGGCCAUGCCGACGGAGGAGCCAGUGGCUGUGGGCCGCGAUUCCCCCGCGGAGGACCCCGGCACGUAUUCGCUGUUCAGCGGAGCACCCGGGGCCGUGAGUUGGGGCAACGUCACGAGCCAGCCGGGCUCCCCCGAUUGGAUGAUCCCGCCCUAUGAGUCCUGGCAGCCGUUCUCCCUCCACCCCCCUUUGCCCGUGGACACCCCAGCCACGCCGCCCUCCACACGGAGCGCCCGGGCAGGAAAAGUCUCCAAAACAGCAGUGAAGCCGCCGCACCCUUAUUUUCGACCCUUCUGAACGUAACCGAGUAUAGAUUGCAAGCCGCUCGCGCUCCGAAUGCAUCUCGACAACACUACGUCCCGCUAUGAAUUUUCCAUUGUAUAUGUCUUUUAAUUCCUUGUUAAGGACAAUCCUUCAAUUAAAAGCAAAAUUAUUGUGAACAUGUAUGUGAUAAAAACUGGUUGUAUCGAUGUGUUCCCAAAACAACCUUUGUGUUAAAUUGUCAUUAAUUAACCCUUUGAACGCUUUAUGUCAUACUCGUAUACACAAACAUCACUCAACGCCAAGCUCCCGGGCGCAAGCGAGCUAAUGUAAACCUUACCCGAAGUGAAGGUUACUUUGACAGCGUCCGCCAUGACACCUAUAGUUGUCCUUGGCGCUGUGGGCACUAGUAACGACGACUUUAGGGGUUCUUGGCGUUCAAAGGGUAAAGGUAACUGGAGAAAAAGACAUAAGACCAUUUUUUUACUAUGAACUAAUCUAUAGUUCGUGUCAUACACGAUGACGCGUAGAUUUGUCAAAUCUAACCUCUAAUAACAUGGCAUUACGUGUUAAGGCAAACGUCAUCGUUAAUGACACGAUCUAAUGAAAAAUUGCUGUCAGCAAAGUUCAUAUAUUUAGGGACUUUUUUUUGUCUAAUGUUACGUCUGGCUCUAGGGUGACUAGUCAAUGGUUCAUACUCCGUAGCGUAGUCGUCUCUCUCUAUCACUUCCAUAUUAGUGCGACAGCGACAGUUGCGUUUUUUUAACUACGAAGCGUAAACGAUUGGCACGUUGGCUACGCACCCAGUUACCUCACUUGGCGUUAUUAAGCAAAGGCAUAACAAGUAAUACGUGUUAAUAUCAGAGCCCCUAGUGUAAACUUAUUCGAUUUCGUAACGUGACGUACGCGUUUGCGUUAAGUCUCAUUUAGUAUGGGAUUAAGAAACAGCGCGCCAUGCGGAACGUUUUGGAAACUCAAAAUCCCAUACAAAAUGAGACUUAACGCAAACCGUACGUCACGAUACGCCAUCGAAUAAAUUUACACUAGGGGUACUGGACUGUGACCGCGAAAAUCGAAGUUCGUAAAUUGCGGGCAUUUUUCUCUGUCAUUCAAAUCACACCUUCAUUGGAGUAAAAGAGAAAGAUCCCCGGCAAUUUGCGAAGUUUAGUUUUCGCGAUAGGCCGGGUUCUUAGUGUAAGGCCUGAGUGGACGCUCGAGUUGGGCGUGCAGCGCGGCGUGCGGCGUGCAUGUUAAACAAAUGCAAACGUAUAGGAGCGGCCGCAGUGCACGCUGCUCACAGCACUCGCGAGCCCGACGCCACGCUGCACGCCCCGCUGCACGCUCCGCUUCGAGCGUCCACUCAGGCCGUUCGCGGCAGUUAGAGUAGCUCAUACUAUUUUUCGUUAACCGGCUUACCCACUCCGUACAGUCACAAGGCGCUCGCAAAUAUCUGAAUGCGCCUGUAUUGCGUUAGAGUGCGUGUUCAGAUAUUUUUGAGCACUUCGGGCGCUCCGAUAUAUCUGAUGGCGACUAUACGCAUAUAGGGUAAAUCGUCAAUUACUACCUAGUUAUUGAAGUGUGGCCAGUUAUUGACACCCUAUACUAAAAUUGAAUUAUAUUUAUAAAGGGUAUUUAUUUAGUCACCUACAAUAAUUUACGGGGUGCAUAUAUAGGUAAUACUGAGCAACUUUUACUAUGGGACCAACCACGAAAACGCGAAAAAAAAUUACUUACUUCAGCCAAUAUUUUUUUUAGAAACCCUAACUCUGUAGUUAAAUUGAGUUAAUUUUUAUUUUUAAUAUAGGUGGCCAGUAAUUGACGAUUUACAUCAUAUCUUUGUCAAAAUAAGUAAGGUGGAGUAAGAGGAACAACAGGGAAAAAUGGUCGCUUUUAUUUUUUACAAUGUCUCGGUCUGGUAAAAAUAAGCUGUCCCUGUUACUCUAUUUUGACUUUAUCAAUUUAGCCCUUUAGUGCAUGUCAUAUAAAAUUACUUGUUUCAUAAAAUGAUAUAAGUUUGCACUUUGAUAGUUGUCAAGCUGAAUAUUAUAAUUGUCAUCAUAUGGUUCCAUGUGCACUAAAGGAUAAAAAUAGUAAAUUAUCUCAGUUGACAAGUUGCAGUGUGUACUGUGAGAGAAACAUUGUUAGAAAAGCUUUCAUUUAAGAACAAUAUAUAUAUUUUAUGAAAAUUAAAACAUUACAUUUAUAUCCGUACAGCAUAAAUAUCUACCGUGAAAUAUGCCUACUUUUCUCCCGAAUUCGCUCCAAAAUUUUAAAUCUGUUUUUUCAUUGUUAUAUGUUGAUAUAAGGUAGAAGUACUAGUGCUCGACGCUGCACUAGUACUCGACAUGGACACUUUAUGUCAAAGUGACAAGGAUUAAGUUCGAAUACAGAAAAAUCUUCGUUGUUCAAAUUUAACCUAUAUUUCUAUGACAUAAAGUGCCCAUGUCGGUAACUAGUGCAGCGUCGAGCACUAGUACUUUUACCUUACAUAAGGUGAGGUAGGGGAAGUGCGCUAUGCCGUCUAAGUGCGCCUACCUUGAAUAUACCGAAAACUGCUUAUAUACUACUAAUAGUGCUAUACAGUUUUCGAUAUAUUCAAGGUAGGCGCACUUAGACUGCAUGGCGCACUUCCCCUACCUCACCUUAUACAGCUGUUUAUUUAUCAACACAAUACAUAUCAGGCGCGGAUAUAAGGGGGGGGGGCCAUAGGGGCAAUGCCCCCCCCCCUAAAACCCUGGCUCUCACAUUACUAAAUUGAGUAAAUUUUAUUUUCUGUGCAAAAAUAUAUGAUUUUCUCAAAAUGGCCCCCCCCUAAGCCAAAUCUUGUAUCCGCGCCUGAUACAUAUAACAUUUCUAAUAUCAACGGAUUUCUCAUGUUGAUCUGAUUCACCUCGGUCUCCCCUAAGUAUUUUGUAGAAGUACUAAGCAACGGAUAUAAAAAAAGAUGUAGAAAUGAGAAAUGUACAAAAAUAUAUAAGUACCUGCACCAAAGAAGGACUAUCAUUAUAUUCAUUUUUCUUGUUUAAUAUGAACUUGCGAAUGUGGCAAAAUUUAAACCCAUGCACCCUUAAAAAAUGUAUGAAACCUUAAAAAUAGACAAGCUUGAGAAUCGGCCCUUCUUUGGCGCAGCAUAUUCAAUUCAUAAUGUGUUAAUGCAAUUUUGCAGGUCAUUGUACAAAAGUAAACCUAAAUAAAUGCCUCAACUCCUCAUAGCCCGCAACAAGUCAACAAAAAGUAAAAGCUCAUUUUUCAACCGAUUUAUUAUUACUUUUCUUGUUUCAAUAUAUUAGAUACUGCAUUAUAUUGUAUUUAUCGUGCCCAAGUGUAUAUUUCGUCUUCAGGUAUACUGUAUACAUUAUGUAUUAAAUGACUCAAAAUUGACAACUUGACAAGUCGUAUGUUAAAUUAGCAAAUGUGUUUUCGCAAAAAAGAAAAAAAAAACAUGCUUUACUCUAAGUAUACGUAGACUUUGACGUAAAACGUCAUGACAAGUCAGUAUUUAUAGUGCCAAAGAAAUUAGUGUGACUAAUAAAUAGGGGUACCAUUUUGCCCUAGGGGUUCAAUAUGAAUUACCCAUCUUGUCCUACUCUUCCCGCACAUAGAUGUUAACACAAAACAUAAUGUUCGCUAUCUAUGAAUACAUACAUGUAUGUAAAAUGCAAGUAUUAUUGUCAAUGUAAGCAAAUGUUUGUUGUAUUUUUAUGAUGAAUGUUUAAAAGAUAAAUAAAAUCAUUUUCGUGUAA